GUAAUGUAAUUCAUGUGAUAAAAAAUUGUUAUUAAUAUUAUUAUAAUUUAAAAAUAUAUAAAGAAAAUAUUUUCAAUUGCCAUAAAUGACACUAUAUAUUUGAAAAUUUAAAAGAAGAGAAAGGACAUUAUGUUUUCAUUGCGACAAAUAAUUCGAUGCGGAAUGCAACUGACACUUACGAGAAAAUUUACAAAUUUACAUCAGAUCUCAUUGAUUCGAAAAGAGAAAUUUAAUGUUGAUCUACGUGAUUCAAUUUUUAUUCGAACGAAAACCAAUCUUUCUGAAUCACUAGAAAAAGAAGAAGUUAACAAAGAUGCUAACAAGAAGGUGCUUGGCAAAAUUGAAGCUAAAAUCAAAGUGAUGUUUACAUGUAAAAAGUGUAAUUUUCGAAAUGGAAAAAUUAUAUCGAAAUUAGCUUACGAAAAAGGAUUAGUUAUAAUUCGUUGUGAUGGUUGUAAAAAUAACCAUUUAAUUGCUGACAAUCUUGGAUGGUUUGAGGAAUUAAAAAAUAAGCGAAAUAUUGAAAGGUUAUUGGCGGCAAAAGGAGAAACAGUUCGAAAAGUGCUAAAUGAUGUUGAUGGAUACAUCGAGGUGGUUGCUAAAGCAGAAUUUGAUUUAAUACAACAUAAUAAAGAAAGAGAACAACGUUUAAUUGAAGAACAAGAAGAUAUACAUAAUAAAAAUAAAAAGGUUACAUCUUCGAAGGAAUUAGAAUAAAGAUUCUUUAAGAAAAGAAAUUUUUAUUUUGAUAAGAUAGAGUUAUAUAUAUAAAAAAAUAUCCAAAGUUUGGUUAACACUGAAAGAUUUAAAAGUUUUUUGAUCCUUUAAAUUAUAAUCAUUAAAAGAAACAAAAUUUUUUUCUAUUAUUCAUGUGUAUUACAUGUAAAUACUUCUAAUAUGUACAAUUUAGUAAAAAAUAUAUACUUGAAUAAAA
Molecule: messenger RNA, 934 nt
Organism: Apis laboriosa (Himalayan honeybee)
Lineage: Eukaryota; Metazoa; Arthropoda; Insecta; Hymenoptera; Apidae
Exons: 2
Coding region: 130-717 (195 amino acids)
Biological process (GO): protein import into mitochondrial matrix; protein stabilization; protein folding
Cellular component (GO): mitochondrion
Molecular function (GO): zinc ion binding; protein-folding chaperone binding
Source: RefSeq, a predicted model, not a curated record